AUGAAGCUCCUGUUUGUAGCUGCCUUUGCACUCUUUGUGCUGUCCACAUUUGACGAGGUUGAAUCUUCAGCUUAUGAUAAAAUUGUCGCCCACAGUCGCAUCAGGGCAAGAAAAGAAGGACCCAAUGUCUGCGCGCUUCAGCAAGUCAUGGGGACCAAGAAGAAGUACUUCAGCACUUGUCGUAAUUGGUACCGAGGGGCCAUCUGUGGAAAGAAAGCGACUGUGCUUUAUGAGUGCUGCCCAGGGUACAUGAAGUUGGACGGCAUGCGUGGUUGCCCUGCAGUGGCCCCGAUUGAUCAUGUGUAUGGCACCGUGGGUCUGGUGAAGGCCACUUCAACCCAAAAAUAUGCUGAGGUUUCAAAGCUAAAGCCUGAGAUUGAGGGAUCUGGAUCCUUCACCUUCUUUGCCCCCAGCAACGACGCCUGGGAUCUUUUGGAUGAAGAAAUGAGGGGUGCGCUGGUCAGCAAUGUCAACAUUGAACUAUACAACGCUCUGCAUUAUCACAUGGCCAACAAACGCCUCUUGACUAAAGACCUAAAGAAUGGAAUGACAGUCACCUCCAUGUACAAUGACCUUGGUCUCCAAAUUAACCAUUAUUCUACGGGGGUGGUGACUGUGAACUGCGCUAGGAUUAUCUAUGGCAACCAGGUUGCCACCAAUGGAGUUGUGCAUGUCAUUGACCGUGUUAUCAGUGCCGUUGGAAACACAAUCCAGGAUGUCAUUGAGGUUGACGAUGACCUGACAACUCUGAGCGAUGUGGCUCAAACCACUGGAUUCUUGGAGAAGCUGGGUCAGCCAGGACAUUACACUCUCUUUGCCCCCACCAACGAAGCCUUUGAGAGUCUGGGCAGUGAAGUGCUAGAGAGACUUCAGGGCGACAAGGAGGUCCUCAAGGCUCUUCUGAAUUUUCACCUUCUGGACUCAGUCCAGUGCUCUGAGGCCAUCAUGGCUGGCACCUCUUAUGAAACCCUGGAGGGCAACAGUAUUGAGAUUGGCUGUGAUGGUGAAAGUCUAACAGUCAACGGCAUCAAGAUGGUGCUUAAGAAGGAUAUUGUUACCACCAAUGGUGUCAUCCACCUUAUUGACCAAGUGCUCAUGCCAGACUCAGCUAAACAGGUGAUGGAACUGGUAGGAAGUUCCCAGUCAACAUUUGGUGACAUGGUGUCCGAGCUGGGCCUUUCUGCUGCCAUGAGCCCAGGCACUGAGUACACUUUGCUAGCUCCCCUCAAUGUUGCCUUCAAUGAUGAAGUGAUGUCCAUGGAUCAGACUUUGCUCAAGAUUAUCCUGGAGAACCACAUCUUGAAAAGAAAGAUUGUCCUGGGAGAGUUGUACAAUGGCCAGCGGCUGGAGACCAUUGCAGGACAAUUUCUGAGAGUCUUCAUCUAUCGCACAGCUGUGUGCAUUGAGAAUUCCUGUCUGGUAAGAGGCAGUAAAGAAGGAAGCAAUGGGGCCCUUCAUCUCAUGAGGACUCUGUUGAAACCAGCGCAACAAUCUAUUUUUGAGAUUCUGACAGAAAAUGGAGGGUUUAAGAUAUUUUUGUCUCUGAUGGAAGAUGCUGGCUUGACAGACCUGCUGAAACAGGAGGGAGACUUUACUCUGUUUGUCCCAAACGAUAACGCUUUUGCUGGUUUGAGUGAAAGUGAUUGGUCUUUGUUGAAGAGUGACAUAAAUGCUCUUAGAACCAUCCUUUUGUAUCACUUUAAUAAUGGUAUCUUCAUUGGUGGUGGUUUGGAGACCGGGGUGACAAACCUUCUCAAGUCUCUUCAGGGCAGCAACCUCAGAGUGAUGUUUGCAAACAACUCUAUGCUAGUGAAUUCUGUCCAAGUCCCUGAUUCUGAUAUCAUGGCAACAAAUGGAGUCAUCCACAUCAUCAACCAAGUAUUGUAUCCUGGAGAUAUCCCUGUUGGAAGCCAGGAUUUACUCAUGCUAUUGAAGAGGCUCAUCACGUACAUGCAAAUCAAGUACAUUUCAGGGUUCAGAUAUCAGGAAAUCCCCCUUACUUUUAUGAGUAAGUAUGUUUAUUUUUUUCCUGAUGUAACCAAAGUGACCCGGGUUAUUCAAGGGGAACCCACUCUCACCAAGGUUACCAGGGUUAUUGAAGGUGAACCCUCCUUCACCAAGGUUACCAGGGUCAUUGAAGGUGAACCCUCCUUCACCAAGGUUACUAGGGUCAUUGAAGGUGAACCCUCCUUCACCAAGGUUACCAGGGUCAUUGAAGGUGAACCCUCCUUCACCAAGGUUACCAGGGUCAUUGAAGGUGAACCCUCCUUCACCAAGGUUACCAGGGUCAUUGAAGGCCCCCAGUACUUAGUCGGCAGUGGCACCACCAACAUCGCCCUGGAAGGAACUGAUCUUUCAAACAUUAACGGAGAAAGUGAAAGACUUAUACAACAAGGCAGUUCAAGAAGAACCGCUUCCCGAAGAGUUUUAGCUGGCAACAGGAGGAGGGGAAGGGACUGA
Messenger RNA from Cyclopterus lumpus (lumpfish), 2460 nucleotides. It is a transcript of the gene postnb, whose product is annotated as periostin, osteoblast specific factor b. Gene Ontology annotation, cellular component: extracellular matrix. Bases 1 to 2460 code for a protein of 819 amino acids. The record is from RefSeq and is a predicted model, not a curated record. The transcript is spliced from 21 exons. NCBI's taxonomy places the organism in Eukaryota, Metazoa, Chordata, Actinopteri, Perciformes, Cyclopteridae. Gene Ontology annotation, biological process: cell adhesion; extracellular matrix organization. Gene Ontology annotation, molecular function: cell adhesion molecule binding.